This is a messenger RNA of Trichogramma pretiosum, 2910 nucleotides long. RefSeq names its product titin. The record is from RefSeq and is a predicted model, not a curated record. Gene Ontology annotation, cellular component: membrane. The transcript has 15 exons. NCBI's taxonomy places the organism in Eukaryota, Metazoa, Arthropoda, Insecta, Hymenoptera, Trichogrammatidae. Gene Ontology annotation, molecular function: G protein-coupled receptor activity. Bases 1 to 2910 code for a protein of 969 amino acids.
AUGUCGCUGCUGCUGCUGCUGCUCCAGCGGCCCGAGGCUACGGCGGCGUCGAGCCAGAGCGAGACACAGACGACGACGACGACAACGAGCGACAACGUCGGCGGCGGCGAAUCGUGCGGGGGCCACCUCACGGCUCGACGCGGAGUCCUGUCGACGCCCAACUUCCCGGGCCAGUUCUCGACGCCGAUCCAGUGCCGCUGGCUGCUCGACGCCUCGGACCUGGCCGACCGGCCCAACGCCUCGAUCGUCGUCUACCUCACGCAGCUCUACGCCUUUCGGGGCCUGCGCUUCCACGAGUACGCCUACUACGAGAACGAGGCGACCAACUUCGGGGGCGCGCUGCUGCGCGAGAUCGACGAGGCCGGCGUCUUCGAGAUCGGCACGGUGCGCACCUACCGGCCCUACCUCCUCGUGGACUUUCGCCUCGAGCGGCUUGAGGGCAAUCACGUGCGGGUCCUCGAUCGACUGCUCGACGUCUACGGCUUCAAUCUCACCUACGAGAUGACCGACGACAUAGCGCCCAAGGAGUCCUGCACGCUCAGCAAUUGCUCCUUCACGGGCAACUGCUUUCUGGCCUCCGACAGAGCGACGUUUUACUGUGAUUGCUUCGAGGGCUUCGGGGGCGAGCACUGCAGCCACGGACCACUUUGCGUUACUGAACGCGGAAAUCCAAUAUGCCAGAAUGGCGGCACUUGCAGACACGUAGGAGCAGCUGCAGUUCGGUGCUCGUGCCCACCGCAGUUCAGUGGAGACUUUUGCGAGAUAUCAUCAGCCGUCGCUGGCAAUGAAGGUAAAGGCUGCAACUCGGCGGCAAACUGCAUCUACCAGUGCCCAAUCUCGAGGGAUCAAGCUCAGCAGCAGCCGUGCCAGUGCAAAGAGCCGAGCCACGUCGACACAGAUCGCACGAGAUUCGAGUGUCGCAUCAAAUUAACGAAUGUCAGCCACCCCAGAGGCGUCGAUUUCGUCGAGCGCAACAACGUCAGUCUUGAAGCCCAACUCACCAAACAGUUGAGCAAGUACCUGGAGGAAUUUGACAUAGCGACUUUGAGAGACCUGCAAAUUUCCAGUAUCACAGCCGACUUGGAAGUAAAUUUCUAUUUAACGGGAGAGCUUCGAGACGAAGAGAAGAUACAAGGAGCGCUAAAGCAGCUGGUUCAGCGACGUCGACUCGGCAGCUUAUUUCUGGAGCCAACGCACUUGGCCUUGCAGCAAAAGUCGGCCCUCAGACUGCAGAGCCUGAGGAUCAAUCAAGUCAAUGAGAGACAAGUGCAACUUGGGGAUCAAUUUAGUUUAUCGUGCGUAGCCGUAGGUAGUUCAGAUUUGAAAUUCUUUUGGUACAAAGAUGACAUGCUGAUAAAUAUGAGUAAGGCAACUCGGGAAAUCUGGUACCGACAUCUGCCUAAUGACGGUUCAGACUACCACACAUCCAUUCUCACGGUGAAUAAAGCUGUACUACUUGACAAAGGCCUUUAUACGUGCCAGGUCAUCGAUCGCACUGUCCAACAAUGCAAAAGUAUUCACAUAGAUAUUAAGGACGAACCGAAUGUCAAGGUCCUACCGAUGAGCAGCACCAUUGAAAAGGGCAGCACGAUCCGAUUGAUGUGCAUGACGCCGAAUAUGCAGAACGUCGGUAUAGGAUUCGGCUGGUCGAAGAACCGGGCGCUGCUGCGCCUCGAGCCAGGUCAGGAAGUCUGGGAGGACCUUUACCCGGCGGGCAGUUUGCUGACACUGAGUAACGCCCGACACACGGCCGUUUACUCGUGCAACGUGGCGCACCGUUCCGCCUCGGUACGCGUCGACGCGGUCAACAGCAGCCUCGUGCCCCUUUGCCCGGCCGAGCGGCUCUGGAAUCGGGAUUGGCCCUCGGCCGCCCCCGGCUCCAAGGCCAUACUCUCCUGUCCCCUUGGCUUCGUGGGUCGACACGCCACGCGGCUCUGCUCCAUGCGCAGCUCCAAUCUGUCCGAGUGGGACGUGCCCAACUUCGAGGCCUGCUUCUACGAGCCCCUCGUCCAGCCCUACAAUCAAUUUCGUAGCUUGACGCUCGGAUACGAGAGUACAAAUGGAUCGUCGACGAUACAGGCUAUUUGGGACGUGCUUCAAUAUCGUCGUUCACCUCUCUAUCCCGGCGAAGGUGAUCGAAUAAUCAGUUUACUUCAAGAAGUCGAACACUAUCAGUACAACAUCGACGAGCUGUCUGAUCUUAAAAAUUCAGCCGAGGCUACUUUAAGGAUUCUCGAUAAAAUUUUGAAUAACGCAUACUCCAUCGUUAGUAAGCAGAAAUUAGUAAUGUUGAAUCAGAUAGUUUUUCAUACGUUGGAAUAUUGGAGUGAAAAUAUCAGAGAAAGUGGGCAAUAUUUGUCACUUGGUGAGCUGUUCGUUCAAGUUUUACCCAUGAAAGUAUACACAAAUUCAGUCAUUAUGUACAGUAUGAAAAUUCCUCGAAAUGAGCAAGAGAGAUAUCACACUUGGAACAACGACCGAGUGACGAUUCGUUUAUACCACAAUAAUCAGAAAAUUAGCAACAAUACUGUUGCCGGAAUGGUGGCAGUAUAUCGUAAUUUGAUACAAUUUUUUCCUAGUACAUAUGUUACAGAACUUAAGGAUGGCACAGAUCUUGAAUACAGGUUAAGCUCUCGGGUUGUCAGUGUAUCAAUAUCGCAUCGAAAUUUGUCUCGGAAAGAUCGCUUCGAAAUCGAUCUCGAGUUUGGAGAAAUUCGCCAUAAUGUUAGUGAUGCACAAUUCUGGAAUAUGAGCUGUGCCGCUCUAGGUCCAGGAGGUGAUUGGAAUCUUGACGCGUGCAAGCUUGUCACGGAUUCCUUUGAAAAUUCUGGAUGCUGCAGAUGUAUUUGUUUCAGUCCUGGCACUUUUGCAACAUUCGUCACCAUGAGAUCCGAUAAGAUCAACAUUUAA